AGGCCGUGGCAGCGAGUUGUGCUCUCUGGUGAACGCCUUGUACGCCGUGGUGGCCGUCCUGAUGGCCCUGCUCUGCGGCACCCUGACGCGCAGCACGGACUGGCGCGUCGAAGCCUUGAUUUGGUUUGGGCUCCCGAUCUUCGUGGGCCUCUUGCUGGGCUUCCCAGACCUCGGCAGCGUCGUGCGGGGGCUGCCCAAAGCCCUGGGCACCGCGCCGGCGACUGCGCCCUCUGCGCCGCGGCCGAGCGCAGCGGCGCCCUCUGCGCCGGAGCAGGGCGAGGGCGAGGAGAUGAGCCCCGCGAUGCGGCGGGACUUGGCGAACCUGGGGGUUUGCUUCAUGGCCACCGUCUUUGCCUACUACGGCUUGAGCUAUUCCGCCGAUUCCCUCUCCUCCAACCCCUUCGUCAGCGCCACGCUCAUCAGCGGCUCCGACGUGCUCGCCUGCCUCCUGGCCAGCCGCGCCGCCCGCUGGGGUCUGCUGCGGGCGCAGAGGGCGGGCUUCCUCACGGCCGCGGUGGCGCUGCUGGCCUGCGCCCUGGGCGGCGUAGAUAGCGCCUUCACCAUGGCCAUGGCCAUCUUGGCGCGGAUGGCGCUCUCGGUGGUCUUUGUCACCAUCUACGUGGCGCUGGCUCAGAUCUUCCCCGAGCGAUACCAGAAGAUUGCCCUUCCCACCUGUGAGAUCAUGGCCCGGGUUGGCGGUUGCCUCUCGCCCUCUUGCGGAACUCUUCCGGCACACAUCAGCUUGCCGAUGUUUGGCUUCGCCUGCUUGGUCGCGACGCGUGCGACAAUGAAACUGCCUGACAAGCCUUCCAUAAAGGAGCGCUGACGAGAGCAGGUUUAGUAGUUUGGCAGAAAGCAUUGUAGGCGCAUUGUUCUAGGGGUACCUUCCCCAGGGAUCCU
This is a messenger RNA of Effrenium voratum, 900 nucleotides long. The record is from the annotation of a GenBank genome assembly. Lineage: Eukaryota; Dinophyceae; Suessiales; Symbiodiniaceae.